Globicephala melas (long-finned pilot whale) is the source of this 3473-nucleotide messenger RNA. RefSeq names its product chromosome 7 C2orf76 homolog (gene C7H2orf76). NCBI's taxonomy places the organism in Eukaryota, Metazoa, Chordata, Mammalia, Artiodactyla, Delphinidae. The record is from RefSeq and is a predicted model, not a curated record.
ACCUGCCUAAACUUAGCCCAGAGAGAGACGUUAUUUUUAUUAUAGUGGACAACAAACCAACCUGCCCUCUAUUCUGGAGGGAGAGAAUAUCUCUGUCUUCCUGGGUUGUUUGCUAUACACACAUCCUUGAAAAGAUAUCUGAGAGCUAGAGCAGCCAGCGCCUCUGCUCGCAAGACGUGCAGAAGUGUGAGAGCGCCAUGGAGAAUCAUCUCCCGCACACACUGUACAAGGAUUAACAUUCUCACUGAUGAUUGUGUAUCAAGAAAAAUCAAAUUUACGUUCAGUGUACCUUGUUUAAAACAAAAAGGAAAGUGCAUGAAAUAUUCUUUCCAAAUGGUUAAGUCUCAAACCCUUUGGAAAACUCAACUGCCCAGAAUAGUUAGUUCUCUGAGAGUCUUACCUGCUGUGAGCAGAGAAAACAGAUUAUGAUUUUGUGUAUUCUCCUCAAAUUGAAGGUCACAGAGGCAGGUCUGUGGAAUUGUAGGUGUUGAUUUGUCAGUGGGUGGUGUACUCAGGGUGAACAGCAAGGGUUUAUUUACUAGAAUUGAUGGACUGACUCUUCCUCAGGAAAGGCCAGCUGCUAAUGUCAUCUUGCAGUAAAGCAGUUAUAGCAUGGAGAAGUAUUUGUGUGGUCGUCUGAUUUGACUAAUAUUUGUUUUGCACCUCCUAUGUUAUCUUAAGCACCUAAGGUGUGAGACUUUAUUUUUUUAAACUAUCUUAAAAAUGGCUGAGGUCAAAGACUUUACAUCUUUCGUAAGUUAGUACAUUGAAAAUCUCUUUCUCAAAAGUUUCACGUCAGUGAAAGAUGAAUAAAUUGAGUUUUCUAAUAUAAUAGGGUUUUUUUAUAAUUAAAAAAAUAUAUUUAUUUGGCUGCGUUGGGUCUUCGUUGCUGCACACAGGCUUUCUCUAGUUGCGGCGAGCAGGGGCUACUCUUCAUUGCAGUGCACGGGCUUCUCAUUGCGGUGGCUUCUUUCGUUACAGAGCAUGGGCUCUAGGCACGCGGGCUUCUGUAGUUGUGGCGUGUGGGCUCAGUAGUUGUGGUUCGCGGGCUCUAGAGCGCGGGCUCAGUAGUUGUGGUGCACGGGCUUUGUUGCUCCGCGGCAUGUGGGAUCCUCCUGGACCAGGGCUUGAACCCAUGUCCCCUGCCUUGGCAGGCAGAUUCUUAACCACUGCAUCAUGAGGGAAGUCCCUAUAGUAGGGUUUUGAUAUGAAUUAUACAACUAAACAUUUGGAAGAAAAAGACCAAGAGGUUUUCAAAUGUUUAUUUGAUCCUCACGUGGUCCUACUCUAUACAUGUGUAGUUUCAUUUCUCAAAAAUUAUGCUUUUGAAAAUUUUUAAAGCAAAUUUCUGUUAACUUUUUUCUUUUUAUUAUAAUGACAAGCUUUUGGUAUUUCAUUGUUACCAAGAUCUAUUUUUAGAAUAAAAUUUUGUUUUCCGUUUAAAAGUUUAAAAAAAAUUAUGCUUUUGAAGUAGGCCAGAAUAGAUAAAUGGAAUUAACAUUUUAGGCAUAGUCUUAAAUGUGACUUGAUUAUAAUUUGUCAUUCUUAUGAACUUUAGUUACUGAUUUGCCAAGGUUGUAUCUCUCUUUAAAACAUUUCUCAUUCACCUACUUAGCAGUGUGCUAGGUGGUCAGUAUUUUUAAGAAGAGUAAUAAAGAGAAUGUAGGGUUUUUUCCUCUCCCUCUCUGGAGGUUUUUUCCCUCUCCCUUAAACAACUUUUUAAGGGGUUAAAUGACAUAUUUGGAUGAUAUUUAGUAGUACAUAUGUUUAUUUACUCCAACAUCAUUGUCAGAAUCAUUUACAUAUUGAGUAAUGAUGAAUCUUAGCAGAACUCUUCUUUUUCCUACUUUUAUACCUGAUCAUCUAUGCCAGUUUAGUUUCCUCAUGUAUAAGAACAAUAAACUGUAUUUCUUCUUUUUAUUGAUUUGUUUCAAAAGGAAGGCAAAUAGACUCUUUGCCCUGUAAUAUUAGUUCCUAAAUCUAGAGGAAAAUUAAGCAUUUAGUGUGAGUAAUACACAUAUAUAUUUUGUUAGUUUUUUGAAAGUUGUACCUUUUUCAUAUGGGUAAGACAAGGUUUAAAGCAAACUUCAUAUAUGACAAUUUUGAUUUUACAGUACUUAAAUUUAGGGAGUAGAUAUAACUUUACAAAAUAUUGUAGUUUUUCAAAAGGUUUCACCUUAGGAGUCUGUUAAUUUUCAAGUCGCGUACACCCUUCUCCUGCCUGUUGUGGAAAGGAAAGUCAGCCAGUGCACUCUUUUGCCUGGUGGUUGUAAAAUCGUCUCCAUGCUAACUGCCCGAGUGCUGAGUGCUUUUCUACACUUAAAGCUUCUAACUCUUAAGGACAUUUUGGAUUGUCUUCCAUUCUCGGACAAAAAGGUCAAGAGCAUGCUUUCUUCAAAUACUGGAAAGCACUUUUUUUUCUUUUUUCUUUUUGGUAAUACAGUCAGUCCUCAUUAUUCACAGAUUGUGUAUUUGUGAGUUCGCCUACUCACUAAAAUUUACUUGUGAGUGAAAGCAAUACUCAGGCACUUUCUUGGUCAUUCCCCGAUGCGCAUUCCCCAAUGACACACUUGAGUCAACAAAAUUCAUGUUACCAGCUGAGGUCAAACCAGGCAACUUGCUGCCAUCUUGUUUCAGCUCAUAUUGUAAACAGUUGUCUGCAUUGUGCCUUAUUUAGUGCCAUGCUUUUCACAUUUUUAUGCUUCUUGUUGGUGAUGUCACUGUUUAAAAUGACCCCCAAACGUAGUGCCAUCUAGUGUUCCUAAGUGCAAGAGGGCUGCGUGUGCCUUACAGAGAAAAUCCGUGCAUCAGUUAGCUCUUUUUUCUUAAAGGAAGUAGAAAUACUUUAGCUUUAAAAGUAACUUUUUGUUGCUGUAUACCACAUACAUCAGGAAAGUGCAAAUUUCUCCUUGUGCCGUGUGUGAGAGAGUCCCCAGGACACCUACCUAUGAAUGAAAUUGCUGGAUUGAAAGGAAUUUCUUCACAUGGCUUCCGAAGAUGUGACCAUUACGGUUCGCCUCAUUCGUUCAUUUGAGCAUCGCAAUUUCAGACCUGUAGUAUAUUAUGGAGUUCAUUUGGACCAAACUGUAAAGGAAUUUAUAGUAUUUCUAAAGCAAGAUAUCCCUUUGAGGACCAGCCUGCCACCACCAUUCAGAAACUAUAAAUAUGAUAAACUAAAGAUUGUGCAUCAACCACAUAAAUCAAAGACGAAUGAACUUGUGUUGAGUUUGGAAGAUGAUGACAGCCUCCUGUUAAAAGAAGACAGCACCCUGAAAGCAGCUGGAAUCGCCAAUGAAACUGAAAUUGCAUUCUUCUGUGAAGACGACUAUAAGAACUACAAAGCUAAUCCCCUUUCAUCCUGGUGAAAACUUCACAGGACUUCCUUUUUGCAUACUUGUAUUAAGCUCUUUAUUCCACUGUGAGUUUUUUAAAUUGACAAAUAAACUUAAAAAAAUUAAUCCCAAGCUCUGCCA